ACGAGGGAAAGAUGUUUAACUCGGUGAAUCUGGGCAACUUCUGCUCCCAGACGCGCAAAGACCGGACAUCCGACUUUGGGGACAGAACGGGUUGCGCCUCCAAUAUCUACCUCCCAAGCUGCACAUACUAUGUCCCCGAAUUUUCUGCCGUCUCUUCGUUCCUUCCUCAGGCCCCUUCGCGGCAAAUCACCUACCCUUAUUCCACGAAUCUGUCUCAAGUACAGCCGGUACGUGAGGUUUCGUAUGGACUGGACCCUUCCAGCAAAUGGCACCACAGAAGCAACUAUGCAUCCUGCUAUUCAGGAGAGGAUUUGGUGCACAGAGACUGUCUUCCGCCAUCCACCAUGACAGAAAUGCUCAUGAAAAACGAGAGUGUGUAUAGCCACCACCAACAUCACCCGAACUCCAACCACCCUGCGUCCGGGUUCUACUCUGGAGUGGGCAAAAACAACGUUCUUCCGCAAGGCUUUGAUCGUUUUUUCGAGACUGCAUAUUGUGGAACGGAGAGUCAGUCAGACAGUUGUUUACAAAAGACUGAGCCGAGUAAACUGGACUCGGCGCCCCAGCAGCCCGCCGCUGUAUCGGGUUCUCAAGAGCAGAAAAAGGACACUAACGAUGGAGAGGAACAUACAACUUCGAACUCAUGUAGCUCCUCGGCUACUAAGGACGGCAACGGCAACAAGAACAGUCACUCGAGUACUCCACGAACAAGGAAGAAGAGAUGCCCAUACUCCAAGUUUCAGAUUCGUGAACUGGAGCGAGAGUUUUUCUUUAACGUUUAUAUCAACAAGGAGAAAAGGCUCCAGUUAUCCAGGAUGCUAAAUCUCACAGAUAGACAAGUCAAAAUCUGGUUCCAGAAUCGGAGAAUGAAAGAAAAGAAGCUAAGCAGAGAUCGAUUGCAAUACUUCUCUGGAAAUCCCUUGUUAUAAUUGAACAUUUCGCUGGGUGUCAAUGUUCGUUACACCUAUUGUUACUGUGGUACAUGGUUAGGCCAUUUCACAUCAUGAACAACCCGAAAAUCAGUUUGUCAGCAUUUACAAUGGUAUCGUUCGUAGCAACAGCAAGCGAAUGCAUUUAUUUGUCAGUAGCAUAAAAGAGUAGUUGUUCGUGAUUGCAUUGUAAGUGCAUUUAAAACGAUUUGCUGUUUACUGUAAAAUAGUCCUUUAUGUUCGGUUAUUGUCUAGCCCACUCAUGUCAUAUGUAAAUCCCCACUCCUCUAUUUUUUUUGUUUUGUUUUGUUUUAUUGUUCAUAGCACACCUUAUGUGUUAGUUACUUGUAUGCUACGAAACUGUCUUUUUGGUUGUGGAAUAUUUGGCAGCCCUUGACUUUUAUGUGUAUGUGGUCAUUGUAUAUAUGUAACAUAAUCGCAGAUACUCGAUUCGGACUUCGGACUUGAAUCUUUCCAAAAAAAAUGCAAAUUUUUUACAUUUUAGCCAUCGAGAACUGUGACGUGUAAAAUCUGUAAUAAUGUUUUCUUUGUACAGAGACUAUGCAAAGUGCAUUCGUGACUGUAAAUAUAAGUUUAUUUCGAAUUUCUUUCCUUUCUCCCUGCUGCUAUUUUCAUUAUAUUGCCGAGGCAAACACAAGAGCUUUAAAUUUCGUUUCUAAAUUAUUUGCUUUGUGCUUGAUGUUUUCUUGUCAUGCGGUCGGAGAGAAAGAUUACA
Molecule: messenger RNA, 1665 nt
Organism: Sardina pilchardus (European sardine)
Lineage: Eukaryota; Metazoa; Chordata; Actinopteri; Clupeiformes; Clupeidae
Gene: hoxc11a
Product: homeobox C11a
Exons: 2
Coding region: 12-929 (305 amino acids)
Biological process (GO): anatomical structure development; regulation of transcription by RNA polymerase II
Cellular component (GO): nucleus
Molecular function (GO): RNA polymerase II cis-regulatory region sequence-specific DNA binding; DNA-binding transcription factor activity, RNA polymerase II-specific
Source: RefSeq, a predicted model, not a curated record